Messenger RNA from Sabethes cyaneus, 2001 nucleotides. Its product is annotated as ATP-binding cassette sub-family G member 1-like. Bases 1 to 2001 code for a protein of 666 amino acids. Gene Ontology annotation, cellular component: plasma membrane. Gene Ontology annotation, molecular function: ABC-type transporter activity; ATP binding; ATP hydrolysis activity. The record is from RefSeq and is a predicted model, not a curated record. The transcript has 6 exons. Lineage: Eukaryota; Metazoa; Arthropoda; Insecta; Diptera; Culicidae.
AUGGCUUUUAGAUCUCUGGUAUCGCUGACAAACCUUCCGAAGCGGCCUCCGAUCGAUAUCAACUUUAGCGAUCUAGCUUACUCGGUGUCGGAAGGUCACAAACGAAGCAACAAAAUACUACUCAAAGGAAUCAAUGGAGAAUUUCGCUCCGGUGAGAUAACUGCCAUUAUGGGUCCCUCUGGAGCCGGCAAGAGCACCCUCAUGAACAUCCUAGCUGGAUACAAAACAUCCAGUUUGAAAGGAUUAGUCCUGAUCAACGGCAAAGGAAGGAACCUUAGCAAGUUUCACAAGUUGUCCUGCUACAUCAUGCAGGACGACCGACUGCUGCCGUAUCUCACCGUACGGGAAGCGAUGAAUGUGUCGGCUAAUCUGAAACUUGGGAAGGACAUCCCGGUGGAGCUGAAGAAGAGAAUCGUCGAAGAAAUUAUCGACACCCUUGGGCUGCACGAUGUAGCCAACACCCGGGCACUGAAUCUUUCUGGUGGUCAGCGAAAGCGGCUGUCGAUUGCACUAGAAUUAGUGAACAAUCCACCGGUCAUGUUUUUCGACGAACCAACCAGCGGACUGGACAGUGCGACCUGCUCGCAGCUGAUCCAUCUACUGCAAUUGCUGGCUCACGGUGGUCGGACUAUAAUUUGUACCAUCCACCAGCCGUCCGCAAAAAUAUUCGAAAUGUUUGAUAAUUUGUACGUGUUAGCGGAAGGACAAUGCAUCUAUCAAGGGCCGGUCAACGGGUUGGUCCCAUUCCUGGGUUCGCUCGGACUGGAAUGUCCCAGUUAUCACAAUCCAGCGAAUUAUGUGAUGGAAGUCGCCUGUGGCGAGCAUGGCGAUUGGAAUAGCAAACUUGUGACUGCCGUCAAUAAUGGUAGCUGUAAUAACUACAACCCACUAUCUCAAAGUAAAUCAAAGAAACACGUAGAUGCAGAGGAUAACCAACCGGCGGAGAGGAUGGUUACCGUUCUCUCGCUGGCGGUAGACGGUCAGGAUGAUUUAAAAGAGUCAACCGCAGUAAAAUUCACCACUAUUAACAGCGCUGGUGCCAGUAGUAGUGACACUAGUGGAACCGCCGAAACAGGCCCUCUUGCGGCCGCAUCAAGGCCAAUUUGUACAACUUCCCAGCUAGAUUCAAACGAAUGCAUACCGAGAAAGCUUACCGACUUCCCGACUUCCAGCUGGAUGCAGUUUUGGGUCCUGCUGAAGCGAACUUUUAUUUCGAUUGUGCGCGAUCAAACCCUCACACACAUGCGGCUAUUGGCACACGUCAUCGUGGGAGCCCUCAUCGGCAUGAUCUACUACGAUAUUGGAAACGAUGCGUCCAAAAUUGUGAGCAACGUUGGAUGUCUGUUCUUCACCACCAUGUUCACAAUGUUUACCGCGAUGAUGCCAACCAUUCUAACCUUUCCAGCCGAAAUGGCUGUAUUUGUGAGGGAACAUCUUAACCAUUGGUACUCACUAGAAGCGUUCUACUUUGCAAAAACGGUGGCCGAUCUUCCUUUCCAGGUACUAUUCACUAGUGUGUACGUAAUCGUCGUCUACUAUCUAACCUCGCAGCCGAUGGAACCGAAACGAGUCGCGAUGUUUGUCGUGAUCUGCAUCCUGACAUCGCUAGUGGCACAAUCUCUAGGGCUACUGAUCGGUGCGGGGAUGAGCGUGGAAACCGGUGUCUUCCUCGGACCAGUUUCUACCAUCCCAAUCAUUCUGUUCUCUGGAUUUUUCGUCAAUUUUGACGUCAUUCCAACGUACCUGCAAUGGCUAACGUACGUCAGCUACCUCCGGUAUGGGUUCGAAGGUGCCAUGGUCGCCGUAUACGGUAUGAAUCGCGCGGAUUUGGAGUGCAGCAAGGUCUACUGCCACUGGCGCCGGACGCCGAGGUUUUUGGAGGAGAUGUCAAUGCACAAGGCCGAGUACUGGAUCGACGCAACCGCUCUUAUCGGAUUCUUUGUAGGACUGCGCAUCAUAGCGUACUUUGUGCUGCGCUGGAAACUGCAUUCCGUUCGUUGA